This is a messenger RNA of Hibiscus syriacus, 743 nucleotides long. RefSeq names its product dehydration-responsive element-binding protein 1D-like. NCBI's taxonomy places the organism in Eukaryota, Viridiplantae, Streptophyta, Magnoliopsida, Malvales, Malvaceae. The record is from RefSeq and is a predicted model, not a curated record. The transcript has a single exon. Bases 20 to 706 code for a protein of 228 amino acids. Gene Ontology annotation, biological process: regulation of DNA-templated transcription. Gene Ontology annotation, molecular function: DNA binding; DNA-binding transcription factor activity.
CACUUCUCCAUUGCUACAAAUGGAUCUUUUUGCUCUAGAUUACGACGUGAUCGAUUCUGGGUCGGUUUCAUCGCCGUUAUCGGAUUCCGGGAGUGGAACUACUCGACUGGUUCAUUUUUCCGAUGAAGAUGUGAUGUUAGCUUCCAGUUGCCCGAAGAAGCGAGCGGGGCGGAAAAAAUUCCGCGAGACUCGGCAUCCGGUGUAUCGCGGUGUCCGCCGGAAGAACUCCGAGAAGUGGGUUUGUGAAGUGAGGGAGCCUAAUAAGAAGUCGAGGAUUUGGCUGGGUACUUUUCCAACGGCGGAGAUGGCUGCGCGUGCCCACGACGUGGCUGCCAUAGCUCUGAGAGGAAGGUCGGCUUGCCUGAACUUCGCGGACUCAGCUUUGAGGCUUCCGGUUCCGGCUUCUACUGAUCCAAAGGUUAUCCAGAAGGCGGCGGCAGAGGCGGCGGAGGCAUUUCGACCGAUUGAGCAUUGGGAUGAGAACUCCGGUGAUAAUGCAAAGGGAAACGAAAAGAAAGAGGGGGAGGAAAUGAGAGUGUGGGAGAAUGGGUAUUAUUUGGACGAGGAGGAGGUUUUUGGGACACAAAGCUUUCUGGCAAACAUGGCGGCGGGGAUGAUGAUGUCACCACCUCGUUGUGGGCAUAAUGGGGAUGAACACGAAUACGAUGCCGCCGAUGAUUUCAUACCUCUUUGGAGCCACUGUUGAUUAUAUUAAGUGUAUAACAGAGAUCAGAGAUUGUGAA